Messenger RNA from Aspergillus wentii DTO 134E9, 1107 nucleotides. RefSeq lists its product as uncharacterized. The record is from RefSeq and is a predicted model, not a curated record. The transcript has 3 exons. Lineage: Eukaryota; Fungi; Ascomycota; Eurotiomycetes; Eurotiales; Aspergillaceae. The coding region runs from base 393 to 1052 and encodes 219 amino acids.
CCUAUUACAGUUAGAAAGCUACCACAACAGGUUAUAGGGCAGAAUCUUAGGGUAUCUCAAAGCUACGACGAUAAAGAAUGGGUACCUACACUCAGACAUAAUGCCAUUCAUUGCCCUGCAGACAACACGGAUUGUCGUCUUUGUCCAACAUUGCCUUUGUCCUUGACUUUCAAUUGCACCAAAAAGUCUCAGUCCAGGACAUAAAUACAGCUUCUCCUGCAACCAAAUCCCCCUCACCACCUUUCAUCUUCUAUCAGAAGUAAUUGAAUACAGACAUCCAAUUCUGGGCUGAUCAAGCCGCCUUCCAGCCCCCUCCCAGCAACCAAGAACAUGCAAAACGAAUACAACAGCAGCAGCGACAAGCAGAAGAAGAGGAAUAUGAGUGGAUUGAAAUGUGCACUUCGCCUGACCGAGUCUUGAAUGUUAACAAUACACCAGUCAACGACUUUGCGAAGCAUGUCGCUUUCAAAUCGCCUACAGGUGAGGAUGGUGAGUGGAUCGAAAUGGAUACUAGCGAUGGUGAUUAUGAUAUUGUCUACGAUUUGGGCUCGAAGUUGGUCAUUUACGAUGACUCGGACUCAGACUCGGACUUGGAUAUGUAUAGUGUCAGUACUAUCUUUAGUUCUGGUUCUGCAGCGACUGACAGGAUGGAUAUUGACACCCCCUCGUCCACAUCGGAUUCUGACUCCGACUCCGAUGAAUUCGAACCCUUCACCAUCCUAGUCAAGAUAAACACCCUCCCCCACGCAGCUCUAGAUUGGGAAGUCUUUAACCUAGCCAGAUACUCACUCCAGGCACGAAUACAAGCCGGGCGCUUCGAAAACCCCGCUCUCAACAUCGAUAACGACGACGGCAGUCGCAUGCUGCGAAUCGAGACGAGAGAAACACACGAGAAUCGGGAGAUUAUCUACGGCUCUGUGGAGUUGUGGCUGGGGUUUUUGAUGGAGGCUAUUACGGAUGGGUUUUUUGUUGGAAUUCCGUUUAGGAUGGUAUUUGCUGGUUAUAUAGUACUUUCUGGAAGAGAAUGCAGUGAAGCGUUGAUUCAUGUCUAAUAUAUAUUCUCUGAGUUGAUCAUAACCAUCGUAAGUCUAAUCAUAAUAUAUGCCA